This is a messenger RNA of Manis javanica (Malayan pangolin), 6956 nucleotides long. It is a transcript of the gene TTLL5, whose product is annotated as tubulin tyrosine ligase like 5. Gene Ontology annotation, cellular component: ciliary basal body. Lineage: Eukaryota; Metazoa; Chordata; Mammalia; Pholidota; Manidae. The record is from RefSeq and is a predicted model, not a curated record. Gene Ontology annotation, biological process: protein polyglutamylation; microtubule cytoskeleton organization. Gene Ontology annotation, molecular function: tubulin binding; tubulin-glutamic acid ligase activity.
GUUGAGCGGGGCGGAAGAACCCUGGAUUCGGAGUCAACCUUUUAUGGGCGGAGGAUAAAAGAGAGGAAAAAACUCAAGGUUUCUGCCGAGAGCGGGACUCUGCGCGCUGCGCCGCAGUGACGACAUUCGUCCGCGCCCUAAGCCGAGCGUUGUCCACUCCGGGCGGCAAGCGCCUGCGCAGUGGCUCCGAGCGGGCGGUUGCUUAUUGGUUGUUGUAGUAACGGGGGAAGCAGCCGUCUGCGGCGGCAGUGAGCCUGGCAGGGGAGGAGGAGCGAGGUAGGCGCAGAGCGCGGUGCCCGCCUGCCUGCCCCGAGCCAGGGGAAGAUGAGACAGGAAUCUGUGCCACCCAAAGUGUUUGAUCCAGUGAAUCUGCAAGGAAAGAUCUCUCAGGCACCCAUCUGCUGACUGCAUGACAAGCCCUAAAGGAAAUGCCAGUUGUGAUGGCCCAGGACCUGGAGGAAACAGCAUCAUCCUCAGAGGAUGAGGAGGUGGUAAGCCAAGAGGACCACCCCUGUAUCAUGUGGACUGGAGGCUGCAGGAGAAUUCCAGUUUUGGUAUUCCAUGCUGAGGCUAUUCUGACAAAGGACAACAAUAUUCGAGUAAUUGGAGAACGUUAUCAUUUGUCUUACAAGAUUGUGCGAACAGACAGUCGCCUGGUACGCAGCAUUCUGACAGCCCAUGGAUUUCAUGAAGUUCACCCAAGCAGCACUGACUAUAAUCUAAUGUGGACCGGCUCCCACCUGAAGCCCUUCUUACUUCGCACCCUCUCUGAAGCACAAAAGGUUAAUCACUUUCCCAGGUCAUAUGAACUAACCCGGAAGGACCGUCUGUACAAAAACAUCAUUCGAAUGCAGCAUACACAUGGAUUCAAGGCUUUUCACAUCCUCCCUCAGACCUUCCUGCUGCCAGCUGAGUAUGCAGAAUUCUGUAAUUCCUAUUCAAAGGACCGGGGACCUUGGAUAGUAAAACCAGUGGCCUCUUCUAGGGGGCGGGGCGUCUACCUGAUCAGCAAUCCAAACCAGAUUUCCCUGGAAGAGAACAUCCUGGUCUCCCGUUACAUUAACAACCCCCUGCUCAUAGAUGAUUUCAAGUUUGAUGUGCGCCUCUAUGUGCUUGUAACUUCCUAUGAUCCUCUUGUCAUCUAUCUCUAUGAAGAAGGAUUGGCUAGGUUUGCAACUGUGCGGUAUGAUCAAGGAACCAAGAACAUUAGGAACCAGUUCAUGCACCUGACAAACUACAGCGUGAAUAAGAAGAGUGGAGACUAUGUCAGUUGUGAUGAUCCAGAAGUGGAGGAUUAUGGGAACAAAUGGAGCAUGAGUGCUAUGCUUAGAUAUCUGAAACAAGAAGGCAGAGAUACAACUGCACUGAUGGCCCAUGUGGAAGACCUGAUCAUUAAGACUAUAAUCUCUGCUGAACUAGCUAUUGCUACAGCCUGUAAAACUUUUGUUCCUCAUCGCAGCAGUUGUUUUGAACUCUAUGGCUUUGACGUGCUUAUAGAUUCUACUCUGAAGCCAUGGUUGUUGGAAGUGAAUCUCUCUCCUUCUUUGGCCUGUGAUGCACCUCUGGACCUAAAGAUUAAAGCGAGUAUGAUUUCAGAUAUGUUCACUGUUGUAGGAUUUGUGUGCCAAAAUCCUUCCCAGCGGGCAUCAGCGCGGCCAAUUUAUCCUACCCUUGAGUCUUCCAGGCGAACUCCCUUCCAGAAACCUCAGCGUUCCCGUCCACUCUCUGCCAGUGAUGCGGAAAUGAAAAACCUUGUGGGCUCAGCCCGGGAGAAGGUGCCGGGGAAGUUAGGUGGUUCUAUGCUCGGUCUGUCAAUGGAGGAGAUAAAAGUUUUACGGAGGGUGAAGGAAGAGAAUGAUCGGAGAGGUGGAUUUAUUCGCAUAUUCCCUACAUCAGAGACAUGGGAAAUAUAUGGGUCCUAUCUUGAACACAAGACCUCCAUGAACUAUAUGUUGGCAACACGUCUCUUCCAGGACAGGGGAAAUCCAAGAAGAAGCUUGUUGACAGGAAGAACACGAGUGACUGCUGAUGGAGCCCCAGAACUGAAGGUAGAGAGUCUGAAUUCAAAGGCCAAGCUGCAUGCUGCUCUUUAUGAAAGGAAGCUCCUGUCUUUGGAGGUGCGAAAACGUAGACAACGGAAUGGCAGAUUGAGGUCAAUGAGGCCAAAAUACCCAGUGAUUACCCAACCGGCUGAAAUGAAUGUUAAAACUGAGACAGAGAGUGAAGAGGAGGAAGAAGUUGCAUUAGACAAUGAAGAACAGGAAGCUUCCCAGGAGGAGUCUGCAGGGUCCCUUGGAGAAAAUCAAGCCAAGUACACACCCUCAUUGAGAGUUAUGGUAGAAAAUGCACCCAAAGAAAAUCCCCCAAAGGUUCCUGAAUGGAAUAAUAAAGGUGACCAGGGCUGCAAAAUUGAGACUCAGGAGCCAGAGCCUAAAUUUAACCUGAUGCAGAUUCUGCAAGAUGAUGGCAAUCUUAGCAAAGUGCAGGCCCGAAUAGCAUUCUCUGCCUAUCUCCAGCAUGUUCAAAUUCGCCUGAUGAAAGACAGUGGAGGCCAAACAUUCACUGCCAGUCGGGCUGCCAAAGAGGAUGAACAGAUGGAGCUAGUGGUUCAUUUUCUCAAGCAAGCAUCAAGUAACCUCCAGCACUCACUGAGAAUGGUAUUACCCAGUCGACGAUUAGCGCUUCUGGAACGCAGAAGAAUCUUGGCCCACCAGCUAGGUAAUUUUAUCACUGUGUACGACAAGGAAACAGAACAAAUGGCUGAAAAGAAAUCAAAGAAGAAACUUGAGGAAGAAGAGGAAGAUGGGGUGAAUAUGGAAAACUUUCAGGAGUUCAUCAGACAAGCAAGUGAGGCAGAACUGGAGGAGGUGUUGACUUUUUAUACCAAAAAAAACAAGUCUGCAAGUGUCUGCCUGGGGACUCACUCAAAAAGUUCUAAAAACAGCCACAGUAAUUCUGAUAGCGGGGCAAAGGGUGAUCACCCUGAGACUAUGGAAGAAGUGAAAAUAAAGCAGCCCAAACCGCAACAGACAACAGAAAUUCACUCUGAUAAAUUAUCUCGAUUUACCACCUCUGCAGAAAAAGAGGCUAAAAUAGUCUAUACCAAUUCUUCCUCUACUUCUUUCUCUGGUCCUGCUGCUACUCUCCGGCAGAAAAUUCCCAACACCCAUUUGUCAUCUAUUAUUACAACCUCUGACCUCUCACCAGGGCCAGGCCACCAUUCUUUAUCUCAGAUUCCUCCAGCUAUCCUCAGCAUGCCUCACCAGCCAACAGUUUUACUGAGCACAGUCCCCAACAGUGCCUCUCCCUCCGUACAUCCUGGGACACAGAACGUACCAAGCCCUGCUGGCCUGCCACGCUGUCGAUCAGGCAGUUACACCAUUGGCCCCUUUUCCUCUUUCCAAAGUGCUGCACAAAUCUAUAGCCAGAAACUGUCUCGUCCCUCUUCAGCAAAGGCAGGUUCAUGCUAUCUGAGCAAGCAGCAUUCAGGAGCAGCCAAAACACAAAAAGAAGGGGAAGAUGGCUCUUCAUACAGCAAAUGGUACGACCAAAGUAUGGUGACAGCGGAACUUCAGCGGCUGGCUGAGAAGCAGGCAGCAAGGCAGUAUUCUCCAUCCACUCCCAUCAGUCUCCUCACCCAGCAGGUAACAAACCUGAACAUGGCAAGUGACGUCACAAGCAGAAACAGUGCUUCAACUCCCCCAACCCUUCGACCAGUCAUCAGGCCUAGUGGCCCAACUUGCUCAAUACAGUCAGACCCUCAAGCUCCCGAGAGCCACUCCACCCCUCCUGGAAGCAGGAGCCUCCAUACAGGUGGCUUUUCCUGGGAGGGAGAGAUAGAGAACGACGCGUACAGCAAGGCUGCAGGGGUGGCUCCCCAGCGCAAGUAUUACCCCCCAGCCGGCAGUUACCAACUUCAUUUUGCCCUGCAGCACCUUGAACAACAAAAACUUCAUUCCCGGCAGCUUCUGGACCAGAGUCGAGCCCGGCACCAGGCAAUUCUUGGCAGCCAGACACUACCUAACUCCAGUUUAUGGACAAUGAAUAAUGGUGCAGCUUGCAAACCUACAAGUGCCACAGCUAGUGGCCAGAAGCCAAGCACUCUACCACAAAAAGUGGUGCCACCUCCGAGUUCUUCCUCCUCCCUCGUCCCCAAACCCCCAUCCAAUCACAAACAAGUCCUCAGAAAUGCAGCAUCCCAGAGGGCUUCCAAAGGGUCCUCCGCAGAAGGACAGCUGAAUGGACUCCAGAGCAGCCUUAACUCCGCAGCCUUUGUGCCCAUCGCCAGCUCCACAGGAUCUUUGGAAGCUCCCCGAGUCAUUUUCGCCAGAUCCAAACCCUUGCCCACACAAUCUGGAGCCCUUGCUACAGUUAUAGGACAGAGAAAAUCAAAGUCGGUUAAGGUAACAGUAAGACUCCUACGCACACAGAAAGAUGAACUGCAAACCCGUGGAGGAAGAACCUGUUCACUAGUCCCAUUGCUCCUGGGUGCGUGACGGAGGGGGAGGCACCCAGCAGUGGGGGAGGCACCCAGCAGUGCAGCAGGGCGGCCAGAGUAUAUUUUUGCUGCCUCGGUCCCCAGAGCCUUUGAGCUGAUGUGGCAGCAGAUUGUUACCUGUCAGCCAAUCCAGAUUUUUACUGAGACGACAGAAAAUCACAUCAGCUGGGUGUUGAUGGAACUUAGCAAUGGGGACAUUGAACUGAUGAAUUAUAUACCCCAUCAGAGCACAUGUGUAUCUUUUACCCCUUUCCCCCCUUCCCCGCCUGCGUAGUAGGUCUUCUCUGUCCCUCUCCUGCUACCACACAGAGAUGAUAUAAAACAGGCUCUUUGGCUAUUUGCAUUUUGCUUCCUCUUCUUUUCCAGAUUGCAGUAUUAAGCUUUACUGCCUACAUGACUAAAAUCCCCACAACAUUAUCUACCAAAGCUGUUCUUGCCUUUUCAGAGGGUCUGACGGGAAGGGGGAUGCUUACAGGGUAAGUUGCCCAGAGAGGAGAGAAGUUAGUAUGCUGCUGACCACAGAAGCCACAGCAAAGGCCCCCUUUGCAAUUACUGAUUUCUAAUAAUAAAGUAAUUCUAUUUUUAUUUUCUUUUUUUCCAUUUACUAAUUUCCCAACAAUCAGUAUUCACAAAAACUGAAAUGGGAUCAAAUUCUCAUUUUAUUUCAUGGCUGGGCAAUUUUUUAAGCUUCAUUUUAGAAAUGUGAACUCUAAAGACAUGCUUUAUUCUUACAUUUGGUUUCAACAGAUGGUGGGUGCAGGCUGUCCCCUAAGGGCAGCGCCUGCACCUGGGAAGCUGGUGUGUGCAAACGUCCCCAUGAUCAGGCCACAGCAGGCAGGCCCGCUGGCGGCCUGUGCGUCCAUCCAACUGCGCACUCUUCACUGAAACAGUGCAUCGGACUGAUGCCGCAUAGCCUCUGUUUGCUUUCUGCUUGACCUCUGCUCUCUCGCUUCCUUAGCAUUCCUAGGUCCUUUCUCUGGCUUCUAGUGGAGAAAAGGUUUAAAGGUGGGCUGCAGAGCCCACCAAAGGAUUGAUUUAGCUGCCUAGGGUGUUAUUGGGUGUGAACCCAGUGUCUGGGGUUUCUACAACAAGGUGCUAUAGACUCAGCAUUGUCCUUUUCCUGGAGGAAAAAUGACACCCAAAAAGGCAGAGAAAAAAGAGACUUUAUUGCCUUCUCAGUGAACGAAAACAGAUUUGAGCACACUGAAACAUUUUGGUUUUGUGAGGAAUGAAGUCUAUCAGUUGCAAGAGAGAAGAGAGAAUGUAUUCCAGAUAUUCCUGGGACUUCUGGUUAGUAGUUAAAAGACCAUCUUAACCAUUUGCUAACUUGGUUAUGUAUUGGUUAGGAGACAAAUUGGAAUUCCUUCAGAAUCCGCUGCUAGUGUGUAGAAUUGUGAAAUAAGGUAUUUGGGGAGACUCACCAAAUGGAUCUUGAGAAAAAGGAUAAGGGGAGAAUCCCAGCAAAAGAACUUUUGGACCAACUGGAGUGCUUGGAAUUGCCCUCAGCAACCAUCGGGAUUGAAGCCUCAAGCCAAUCUCUCACUGCGUUCAGCACAUGCCCAUCAGGUGUAGGACCAGACUCCAGACCUCUCCCUUCGUUCACCCAAAUACUUCCAAGUCACUUUUACUGGUACGGACUUCUAUUGGUAAUAAACCCAGUAGAUCAUACCAUCCUCCCUCUAGCAACAGUGCCAUUUCUGGUGUCCCUCCUGACCCUCCCUGAAAACAAGCAUGUAUUUUUGCAGAUGACAGACAGUGGUUCAACUUUCUGUAGUAUCUGUAAAACAUGACGUGGAAUGGGGAGGCUGGGCUGCAAACCUGCCGAUAUUUGUAUCUGCCAAUUAAUAGAGCUCUAAGAUUCAAAGCACAUUUGGGAUCCUGGAGUGUUCUGCUUCCUUUGGGGUACUUCUCAGUGCCUUGGUCCAUUAGGAUGAAGCACAGGCCAGUGUUUUAGUGACAUCCUGUGAAGCUGAAUGAAAAGGAGCCUAUGGCCAGAUCAUGUCUCUCUUCCUGACUUAAGCCUCAAGUUAGCACCAACAGUGUCAAGUAUAUGCAGUGCUUCUCAAAAUGGAGUUUUCAACAGCCUGGACCCUACCCCAGGCUGAAAGGUAUCUCUAGAGCUGCAGCCUGAAGUUGUACAUUUUUAGUAACCACUUGGGUGAGUCUUCAUACCCACUGAAAUUUGAGAAUGGCUGCCACAAGUGACUAGGUUCUGAAACCUGGGAUUGCAGGAGCCCGUGGCCGCCACGCCGGGUAGGCUACUUUACACUCUGGACCCACUGGCUCCCUUGGGUAAUGCAGAACACAGUCCCACCAGCCACGGUCAGGGCAGGAACAUACCCUGAAGUACAGUGGAAUAAAUGGGUGCCACAUGGGAUGGAGGCUGAGAGAGACGCCCUUAGAAUUGGCUAAGCAUGGAUAAAGCAGGAAAGAAUCUUGGUGACCAAAUUCAGGAGUU